Messenger RNA from Microthlaspi erraticum, 894 nucleotides. Lineage: Eukaryota; Viridiplantae; Streptophyta; Magnoliopsida; Brassicales; Brassicaceae. The record is from the annotation of a GenBank genome assembly.
AUGGAGAAUUCUCAUAUUCAGAGGAGGGAUGAUACAAUCACAAUCAAUGAGUUACCAGAUGAUUUGCUGUUGAAGAUACUGUCUUCGUUUUCCAUUAAAGAUGUCGUAGCACGAGUGUGUUAUCAAAACGGUGGCGAUCUCUUUGGAAGGAGGCUCGACGCAGUUACCCAUCUCAAACCUUAUGUCGCACUCAACCGCUCUUUGAGAGAGCUUAGAAUCGACAUGGUUUACCGUUGCUUGGACUUGAAUGAAAUCUUGUAUAUUAACAACAUCUCUUCACGACUUGAAACCCUUGUUCUCGAGAAACUAAGUCUGGUGGAUGUUCCAUCUGAUGUUAGUUUAAAAGGCCUCAAAACUCUCCACGUUUUAUCGGUCAAGUUCUCGAGCGACGAAUCCGUGAAAACGCUUCUAAGCAUAUGUCCACGUCUCGAAGAUUUGGUAGUGCGACAAAGCUCAUAUAAUACCAAUGUGGAGAUAUUUACCAUCAACGUGCCUACGCUUACGAGUUUAUCUAUCUAUACUUCGUCUCAGCCUAAAGGUGGUCGUGGUGUUCAUGGGUUUGUGAUUAAUACACCGUCUUUGAAGAACUUUAGCAUUAGGGACAGCUUCAGCAGCUAUUUACGGUUCGAAAAUAUGCCCAACUUGGUCAGGGCCAAUGUCAACAUUGUCUCUGGCCAACCGGAUUCUUUAUCGUCCCAUCUCGAGAUCUUCGAGUGGAGACGGUACUAUGGAACAGGGCAAGAGAGGAAGGUUGCAAAGCACAUCUUAGCAAACGCAAGCCGUUUAAAGAAGGCUACAUUCUACUCAGAAUCCGGAGAGAAACAUGGGAUGAUGGUCAAGGACUUGGAAUGUGCGGCCAGAGGUUCAAAGGCAUGUCAGCUUGUAAUUUGUUAA